UACUGGAUUCAAAUUUUUCAUGAGUUUUUAGGAUUGAAAAUUUAACCUAAUGGAUAUUAUUAGCGUACAGGAGUAUCCGAGGAAGAGAUGUGCUCCGUCGUCACCUCUUGAAGACUCCAUCCUUCUUCAACAACCGAAAAGAAGUUGCUCGUCUGAGUAUUACUUGCAUGAGAUGUCGAACUGCUAUAGAACACAUGAGAUAUUUGCCGAUGGUAGCAUGCCUACCUUAGCAAAGAAGACAGUUAGUCAACCUAACGAAGAACGAAUGGAUUGUUCUGAUAGCAAUAUCCAAUCAGAAAAUAAUGAUAAUACUUAUAUGUCCAAGAAACAUGUGGAAUUGAGUAAAGAUGACAGGCCACAAGAGCAGGAGAAGCCAAUCCCUAACUUAUAUGUAGCAAGCUCCUUCAGAAGAAGUCCUGUUAAGUGUAGUCGCUGUUGUGCAGGAGAAUCUGCCCACUUUAGCCAUCUGAAAUCUUGAAUGGUUACCAGGGAGACUUGACACAGACAUGUGAUAUACAUGCAGAUAGUUUUAUUUAUUUGUUUAAUACGUGAAUUAUUAAUUUUUGAUACAUUUUUGAUGAUGAUGAAGGUGAUGAUGAUUGCAUGGUGGUGAUAGUAAUGAUGUCAUGAUGAUGGUGAUGAUGGUGAUG
Actinia tenebrosa (Australian red waratah sea anemone) is the source of this 650-nucleotide messenger RNA. RefSeq lists its product as uncharacterized. The record is from RefSeq and is a predicted model, not a curated record. NCBI's taxonomy places the organism in Eukaryota, Metazoa, Cnidaria, Anthozoa, Actiniaria, Actiniidae.